Messenger RNA from Sinocyclocheilus anshuiensis, 7522 nucleotides. Its product is annotated as otogelin-like protein. Lineage: Eukaryota; Metazoa; Chordata; Actinopteri; Cypriniformes; Cyprinidae. Gene Ontology annotation, cellular component: extracellular matrix. Gene Ontology annotation, molecular function: alpha-L-arabinofuranosidase activity. Bases 1 to 7257 code for a protein of 2418 amino acids. The transcript has 55 exons. Gene Ontology annotation, biological process: L-arabinose metabolic process. The record is from RefSeq and is a predicted model, not a curated record.
AUGCAGUCCAUCAGCGUGACUGUGACUGUGACUGCAUGGGUUAAUGCACUGCGGCAGAAACGGGAUCUCUUCCGUGAAGAGACCCUUAGCACAGUGCUGUCUGAUUCAGCGCUACCACGAAGAGUUCUUCAUAAUUAUACAGCGAGAGAUGCAUCAACAGAAUAUUGUGGGUGUCUUAAUGGUGGCUGGUGCCAGGAAGAAGGACGCUGUGAUUGUGCUCAGUUCCAGGGUCUCGGGGAUCGCUGUCAAAUCAUUCCCAACCAUGGUCAGGACAGGGAUGGGAUUUGCCGUUCAUGGGGUCAGCAUCAUUUUGAGACCUUUGAUGGAAUGUAUUACUACUUCCCUGGAACCUGUUCGUAUAUCCUGGCCAAAGACUGCCAUUCCACAGAGCCCCAGUAUACAGUGUGGUUUCAUAACAGUCGUUCAUGUAGAGCUUCAGUGUAUUCAUGUCCACGUGGUCUGAGUCUGUUCUUCCCAAAUGAAGAGGAAAUCUAUAUUAGUGGUUAUCAGGUGCUAAAGGGAGGACAUAGACUGAGUCUGCCACAGACAGUGCGUAAUGUUUUCAUUGAGCGCUUGGCUGACUAUAUCCUGGUGAAGAGCACGUUUGGCUUCUCUCUGGCGUGGGACGGAAGCUCUGGAGUCUACCUCAAAAUGACCGAAGCACACAAAGGAAGGCCUUGUGGUCUGUGUGGAAACUAUAAUGAUGACGGAUCGGAUGAUCUCAGCAGCAGCCGCGGUAUAGUCUCUGAAGACAUUGCUGAUUUUGGGAACAGCUGGGCAGUAGAUUUGCCCCAAGAGAGACCCUGUCCUGAGGUUGAUGAUGAUUUCCCUGGACCUUGCUCAUCUGAGUCAGAUAUGGAUGAUGCCAUUGAGAAGUGCAGCGCAUUGCUUUUCUUUCCUUUCAUCUCCUGCCAUGAGAACAUUGACCCAAAUCCAUUUGUCGCCAGCUGUGUUUCGGACAUGUGUGUGUCAGAUGAUGAGGAGACAUUUUGUCGGACUCUUGUUGAGUACACCAGGGCCUGUUCUCAUGUGGGAUACCCCGUCAGAGAGUGGAGGGACAGUUUUCCUACAUGCGCGGACAGAUGUGAGGAUAGUUUUGUCCACAGAGACUGUAUCAGCUGCUGCCCACCUACAUGCAUGUUUGAGAAAGAGUGUUUGGGAACCAAUCUACACUGUCUGGAUGGAUGCUACUGCCCAGAUGGUUUGAUCUUACAGAAUGGCACCUGUAUAGCAGUGUCUCAGUGCCCCUGUGUGUACCAUGCGGAAUGCACAGUAAUGGGUGACGCACAUGUGACCACUUUUGAUGGGCGGAUUUUCAUGCACAUGGGCUCUUGCCAGUAUGUGCUAGUGAAGAGCCGCAGCAGCACCAAGUUUACUGUGACACUACUGUACACAGCCUGUGGAGAGUCUCAGGAGCACUCUUGCAUCCACUCAGUGGCUCUGGUGGUGGAUGAAGAUGUCAGCAGGCAGGUCACUCUCACCAGAGAGGGGGAAGUUGUUAUUGGGGCCAGUAUGGCUGUCAAUUUGCCUUACUCAGAUGACAUGGUGAACAUUCGCCGGCUGACAUCUUUGUUUGUGGGUCUGCGGUCUGUCUUUGGCCUGAGGUUUCAGUAUGAUUGGCAGGGUGGACGAAUCUACCUUCAGCUAGACAGCACCUGGAUGGGCUCCACACUCGGCCUAUGUGGGACCCUCAAUGGAAACCUACGGGAUGAUUUCCUUUCUCCUGCUGGAAUGAUUGAAGGAACCCCACAGCUGCACGUCAAUGCCUGGAAAGUGUCUUCAGCGUGCAUAAGCCCUGUUAACAUUCCUAUUAUCGACCCCUGUGAAAUGAAUCAACAAAAUGCGUUUUAUGCUGCCCGGUGUGAUGUGCUUUUGGAGGAAGUGUUUGCGGCGUGCCAUGCAUAUGUUAGUCCCAGCAUGUACCACCAGCAGUGCCGCUACCAGGCCUGUCGAUGUGGCAGCACCUGCCUCUGCACUGCUCUGUCCCACUACGCAUACAUCUGCAACAAGCAUAAUGUCACUGUCAACUUCAGAGCACACGUCUCUGAGUGCGGUAUGGUGUGUUUAGGAGGGAUGAUGUAUCACCCGUGCACAUCAGCAUGUGGGAAGACGUGUCAGUCAAUCAGCAGUGGUGAAGUGUGUGAUGGCGACUGUGCUGAAGGAUGCAGCUGCACCGAGGGAACAUUCUACGAUCACGCUCGCCAGCGCUGUGUGUCACUCUCCCAGUGUCACUGUUAUUUCAUGGGUUCAGUCUUUCAGCCUGGUGAAGUGUCCUUCAGCUCAUCUGGACCAUGUCUCUGCACAAAUGGUCGUAUGGAGUGUGUGCCUGAAGAGAGAGAGCCUGAGAGAGGAGAUUGUUCCAGUGGAAAAGUCUACUAUAGCUGCAGGGGUCAGAGUGGACGUGGACCUUCAGGUGUGGGCGUGGCCUGUGAACUGACCUGUCGAAACCUGAUGCUGAACCUGACCUGCCCUCCCAUGACCCCAUGUGUACCAGGAUGUGGAUGUCCUGCUGGGCUAGUGGCUCAUAAUGGAGAAUGCUAUCUCCCGGAGAACUGCCCUUGUGCAUGGCUCGGUCUAGAGUAUCUCCCUGGAGAGACAGUGGACACUCCAUGCUACCGCUGUGUGUGUCAUCGUGGGUUCUUUAACUGCACAUAUUCGCCAUGUCCAGCGGUGUGCACCAUUUACAGUGACCGACAUUACCACACAUUUGAUGGCCUGGAGUAUGAUUAUGUCAGCGACUGCCAGGUCUACCUGGUCAAGAGUGUUGGUGAGACUGAGGUGUCCAUCAUGGCUCAAAAUAAAGAUUGCUACGAAAGUGGCAUUGUCUGCAUGAAGUACCUGCUCAUCUAUGUUGGACUUACUAAAAUCUACUUCAGUGACAACUCUGGUAAACCUAGCUCUUCUACUGUUGUGGGAAGAGGAUAUGAGUUUCAGUUAUGGGGUGCGGGAUACUACACUGUGGUCCACUUUCCUGCUCAAGAUCUGACCAUUUUAUGGGACCGCAAGACCACUGUCCAUAUUCGUGCUGGACCCCAGUGGAAGGGUCAGAUGAGUGGUUUGUGUGGAAACUUUGACAUGGUAACAGUUAAUGACAUGACCACGGCUGGACAUAUGGAGGUCAGUAACGCACAGGCCUUUGGAGACAGCUGGGCUGUUGGACAGUGUGAGAGCGACUUUGUAGUUCACAGACCAUGUGAAGGAGAUCUCAGUCGGCAGCCGUAUGCUAAGCGGGAGUGUGGCCUUCUCUACAGUGACGUAUUUGCUCCAUGUCACAAUGUGGUGGAUGUGACCUGGUUUUAUAAGAACUGUCUGACAGACACCUGCAACUGCAACCGUGGGGGUGACUGUGAAUGUCUGUGCACCAGUAUUGCAGCAUAUGCACACAAAUGCUGUCAAAAUGGUGUCACAGUGAACUGGAGAUCCCCCACUGUGUGUCCAUAUGACUGUGAAUAUUACAACCAAGAGUUGGGAGAGGGUCCGUUCACUCUGUCCAGCGCAGAGCAGAAUGACUCUGCAUGUGUGUUUGGGGCAAAUGUGAGCAGUGGUGAAGUGUUUCCCCUCCUGAGGACCAAUGCUCAACCCAGCACCAUUUUCCACUUCAUGAUCACAACUGGACUAUAUAAGGACCGAGCCUCCAGACUUCCUGUUGCUUCACUGGAGUCUGCAGAGAGGCCCAACUACUUUCUGUGUGUUACUGGGAACCGUGGGUUACGAUUGGAACACUGGCAGCCUGGGGAAGAGUUCAGACGGAAGGCGACCUUCAUCCACCACCAGGGUCUGUGGUUACCUGGGCGAUCUUCCUUUGAGUUGCACAGUCAGAAGGGUGUCUUCCUCACUCUUUCUCAUACACAUGCACGUGUUCAGAACUACGACCACUCAUUCACCUUCAAAAUCAGCAGCAGUUUUAUCAUUGAGGAGAGCAGUUUUGUGAUCCCCUACCGCUUGAUGUGCGAGUGGAAGUAUCAUGCAUGUGCCAGUCCAUGUGUGAAAACAUGCAACGACCCCGAUGCCACACGCUGCCAGUUUUUACCUCCGUGUGAUACUGUCUCCAACUCCGACUCCUUACAUGUUCGUGACCCGAUCAAACAGAACCACGUCGACUCCAACCUCUGCUCCCACAACCACAACUACAACCACAACAGCUUCCUCCACUACAAUGGCAACACCAAGCACCUCUCCGAGCACAACUGCCAGUACUACAAUCAUAACUACACCUUUGGAAACAGAUUAUUUAAUUGGCAGCCCAACUACACCCACAUUACCACCAACCACAAACCCCCUCUAGUCAGCACUGCCCCACCCACCACCACAGCCAUGCCCACUACAGAGCCCAUAACAACAGUUUUAACCACUUUAUUAUCUACCUCGACCACAGAGAUGCCAACCACACCCGAGACCACCACCGAACCAGAGACAACGUCUCCAACAACCACCGUCCUGCCUGUUACAACCACCACUGUCAUUACAACCAAGACCACAACGUCAGAACCGACUUCAACAACCUUCACCACUGAGACAACAUCUGUCUCCACAACAACCGAGGAGCCCUCAACUACCACAGCAGCCGUACCAACAACCUCUGAGAUAUUGCCUUCACCCUCCCCUUCACCGGAGACAACAGGAAUAACAACAGUGCUUCCUCCGUUCCUUCUACCCACAGGACCUUGCACGCCUCCUUAUUCAUUACGUGUGGAUGAGUGCAGUGAGUACAUCUGCUUUAAUAGACAGCUGAUGCUGCAUAAUUCCUCUCAGCACUGCAGAUACAACAUCAGCCAGCCACAGUGCGACCUGCUGGGCACACCGAUCCAGACCAACACAGACCCCUGCUGCCCACUGUGGCAGUGCCCAUGUCGCUGCUCUAUAAUCUCUGACCUGCGUGUGAUCACGUUUGAUGGGAAUAAUGUGGCUCUGUAUGAUAUCGGUUCUUAUAUUCUGGUCCACCUGCCCAGAGAGAAAAUAGUCGGUCACAUUGAGAAAUGUCCAACCAGUGAGAGUGUGAACUACAUCAGGAGACCUACUCCCUCUGGUGGAACCUCUGGUCUGUGUUUUAAGAAGCUGAACAUUACAACUCAAUCGUACAGAAUUAUGGUCAACCGCUUGGACCGGAAGGUUUCGGUGAAUCAGAUUACGGCACGGCUUCCUCUUACAAGGCAGAACCUCCAUAUUGAUGACACCGGGACCAUGUACAUCAUUAAUACACCUGGUUGGAUCAACAUAAAGUGGUACCACAGCACUGGCAUCAUGGUCCUACAGUACACGGCUCCUGAUAACACCUCCACUAGGGGGCUCUGUGGAUGUUGUGAUGGUAAUCCAGCUGAUGACCUGCGGCUGCCCAAUGGUACAGUGGUCCGGGAUAUUGAGGACAUCCCAGUAUUUCUGCACGGAUGGAUGGUGGAUACGUCAGAGGAUACAGAUUACUUCCGCAGAGUGGGAGACAACUGCACCACCGGCAACUGCUCCAAAUGUUUCACCAUGCUCAACCAGAGACCUUUCUCUAAAUGUCACCACAAGGUUUCUCCAGAACACUUCUGUGAUAAGAUAUGGGCUGGUGACCUACAUUAUAAAGAGCAUGAGUGUGACUUCCUGGCUGCUUAUGUGGCCAUUUGUUACACGCAUCAGAUCUGUUUCAGCUGGAGGAAAAGCAACUUCUGCCCACUCAAAUGUCCUCCUGGUAAAGAAUAUAAACCCUGUGUGAAUACAUGUAAGACUCGGACAUGUCAAAACCGAGAUUACUAUGAGGAAAGCAUCUGUUCUUCUAUCAGAGAGGAGUGCGUUUGUAAAAGCGGUACCAUCCUGCACCGAGCAGACUCUGCCUUCUGUGUCACCGAGGACCAGUGCGUGUGUACGGGUAACGAUGGUGCUCCACACGCCCCGGGUGAGGUGUGGAACGGCUCUCUGCGUGGCUGCUGUCUUUUCAAGUGUCUGGAGAACGGUAGUGUGGUUCCUGUAGAACCCGACUGCAGUUAUGAACCUGCUCCACUGUGUGAGAGGGAGGGAGAGUAUGCAGUCGAUGUGCUGGAGGAAGGAGUCUGCUGUCCUAAGAAGAUUUGUGAAUGUAACCUCACCAUCUGUCAGAGUGAAGUGCCCAGCUGUGAGAAUGGAGACAAGCUGGUGAUUGGUUACAGCACUCUGUCCUGCUGUCCUGAAUACAGAUGUGAAUGUGAUCCGCUGGCAUGUCAGAGUGUUCCUGCCCCGAUCUGCAGAGAAGAUCAAUUGUGCGAGUCCUGUAUUGACCCUGUACCAGUGUGUCUGCCUGGAGAGAUACUGGCUGUGGAUGUGAACACCACUAAUCACUGCUGUCCACAGUAUCAUUGUGUGUGUGAUACGAGUCUGUGUCCUGAGCCCAGUGUGAGUUGUGCUCCUGGAGCUGUGCUGGUGAAGAGACCUGUGCUGGACAGCUGCUGCCCAGAGACACACUGCGAAUGUCAGUGUCACAACGUUACACUUCCUGUCUGCACUGUGGGUGAAAUGAGAGUGGAGGAACCAGACCCCGGCGGCCCGUGUGGAUGCCCACUGUAUCACUGCAAGAAGGCAGAAGUGUGUCUGUUUCAGGGCGUAACGAUAUUGAACCCGGGCCAGUCUAUGAUGCAAUAUUUUGAGGGGGAACUGUGUUACACCGUUCAGUGCCUCACACAUAAAGACCCCAGCACCGGGUUCUACGCCAUGGAGGUCACCACUGCCAACUGCUCUGAGAAGUGUGAGCCUCAUCAGGUUUAUGUCCCAUCAUCUGAUCCACAUGUGUGCUGUGGCUCCUGCAAAAACAUCUCAUGCUCAUAUCCCAGUGAAAACGGGACUACAGAAGUAUUUAUGGCAGGAAGUUCAUGGGUGGCUAACUGCACACGCUUUGACUGUAUGGAGACUGCGGUAGGCGCAGUAGUUCUGGCCUCUGGAGUGGUCUGUCCUCCUUUCAAUGACACAGAAUGUAUUCAGAAUGGAGGCAUAGUUCAAACGUAUGUGGACGGUUGCUGUAAGACAUGCAAAGAAGAUGGUAAAACCUGUAAGAGAGUCGCCAUCAGGACCACCAUCAGAAAAGAUGACUGUAGAAGUAACACACCUGUGACUGUGUACUCAUGUGAUGGAAAAUGUCCAUCUGCCACCAUCUUCAACUUUAACAUUAACAGUCAUGCACGUUUCUGCAAGUGCUGCCGUGAGAACGGCCUCCAAAACCGCAUCAUUCAGCUGUACUGCACUCGAAAUGCCACUACAGUGGACUAUUACUUCCAGGAGCCGAUGGACUGCUCAUGCCAGUGGAACUGAUUCCAUCCGGACUGUGUGCAGUAAAGUUAAGAUCUCAGUGAGAGCAAUAGCUUAACGCAGAAUCCGACUGCAUAUACAGUACAGUAUCUGUAAAACCGCAAACUACUAACACAAUCACUGUAUUUGUUGUGUCUUUGAUAUCUAUAAUUUAUCUGUAAGUACAGUAGGUUAAUCAAACAUUUAUUCAAACAAGAACAACAAACUGCUGUUUAAUUGGUGUAUUGUUUAGAUUUUAGUAUUAACAUUUGUUAAAUGAUGAAAUGAC